AUGCUAUUGUCUAACAUGUAGACUAGUGUAUAUAGUCUACCAUUGUAUGGAUUAAUGUCCCAAGUAUGGGCUAAUUGAAUAUCUGUGGAUUAGCAGCUGUCAAAACAAGGAAACUUAAAGAAAGUCUCAGAAAUAAGAAUCAUGAAGGAUUGCUCUCUUCUUCUCUUAACUGUAUUAGUUCUCCAAGGGGCAAGAGAUGUACUGAUGGAGGUCUGUAAUGGUGUAACAAAUAUAAAUGAAUUGGUUAGUCAAUAUAGUCUUGAAGUGAGUACCAGUUUCUCUAGUGAUGGAAGUUCCUUAUCAUUCAACUGUACUAUCACUAAUGGAGCAGCUAACUUACAGCCUGGACAAGAGUUAGUAUGGACUGAAGGAGGAAUAGAGAUACAAGAAGGGACUAUAAGAUAUUCAGUACAUCAGGCUAAUACCAGCUCUCUAUUAACAAUAUACAAUAUAACUGAUGGACUACAGUACGGUAAAUAUGGUUGCCAGUGUCACAAUAGGUACAGCUAUACACAUAAUUCACUCAGUAAACUGAUAGUCACUGGUUCAUUCAUCCAACACUGCAGUAAUGAAACUAUCAUAACAGCAGCACCACAAUCAGGUCCAGCUCCAAUCAUUACCACACAUAAUGUAUCCAGUCCUGGUCAAACUGUUAGUAUCACAUGUAACCAGUCUAUGGCAGUACUGGUUAAAGAACACAGUAAUGGCUCAUUGAUAGAGACCAUUAACAAUAUUACUGUCUCAACUCCUAAUGAUCAAGGGAAGUUUGGAUGUAUUCUGAAUGAUACAAUACUAGAAAUACAUUAUGUCACUAUUGAAGGUUAUGAGCCAAUUUCUCUUUUAUUCCCACCUUCUCCUGGAACAAUUCUUCUCCCUUUUUCAACUGACUCUAAUUUCACACAGCCUGUGCAGUCUAUUCUCCUCUUCCACUACAAUCAUUUCAAAUAACUUUUAGA
This is a messenger RNA of Amphimedon queenslandica, 956 nucleotides long. RefSeq lists its product as uncharacterized. Bases 142 to 948 code for a protein of 268 amino acids. Lineage: Eukaryota; Metazoa; Porifera; Demospongiae; Haplosclerida; Niphatidae. The transcript is spliced from 4 exons. The record is from RefSeq and is a predicted model, not a curated record.